Molecule: messenger RNA, 2997 nt
Organism: Nerophis lumbriciformis (worm pipefish)
Lineage: Eukaryota; Metazoa; Chordata; Actinopteri; Syngnathiformes; Syngnathidae
Source: RefSeq, a predicted model, not a curated record
AUGUCAGCCAGGGAAGAUGCUAUAUCCCCAGACGAGUUGAGAAAAAAGCUCUAUAAAACGCUGAGAGAUCGGGGAGUGCUGGAUACACUCAAAACUCAUCUGCGUAACCAACUCAUCCACGAGUUAAAACCCGCACCGUUAAACGGAGCAGAAUCAGCUGUGAGAGCCAACUCCCAUUUCAUGUCAGCCUGCAACAGCAUAGUGGCUGAUUAUCUGCGAAGCUCAGGCUAUGACUACUCUUACUCUGUAUUCUGCCCAGAGAGUGGGCUAUGCAAGGAAAAGGUGUUCAACAAAGGAGAUCUCCUCCAGGUUCUUAAAAUCGACCCUGAGUCGCCACUUUAUAAAUCCCUGUCACUGAGCAUUGAUAAUACAGGCUUUUUAAUGAACCUUGUGUCAUACAUCACUGACCGUCAGAAUGUGUGUCAGCAUCGAGAUGCCGACACGCAGACAGUAAGCUCCGCAAGUUACGAACAGUCUCUCGUUGAGAAGAUGAAAAUGAUCGACAAGGAAUACGAGAAUGUGAAUUACAGCGGGGAAAAGUGGUUUUCAUUCCAGUCUAAACUGGCUUCCUACAAGAGAGAAUUGGAAUCCCAGAUGCAGACUGAAAUGAACACAAAGCUUCAGCAUUUCAAAGAGGUUGAAGUCACCAAGGUCAAAAUGGAGGAAAAAGUGCAAUUUCAGAAGGAGUUUGACAAGCUAAAACAAGAACUGGAGAAAAGCUACGAGAUGAAGAUGAAGGUGUUGAACACCAGGGAGAAACACACCAUUGAACGGCUUCAAAAACAGCAAGAGAUCGAGGAAAAAAAUGUCUACAUGCAGAGGCAAAUGGUGCUAAAGGAAAUCGACACGCUGCGAAACAGAGAAAAUGAGCUGAAGUUGCGCAUGGAGUCUUUUGAAGAAACUUGUCAAAUACAAGAAGAGAAGGUGAAGACUGGCGAAGAGAUGCUGAGGAGGCGAGAACUAGCAGUGAAGACCAUGGAAGACAUGUAUGACCAAAAGUUGAAGAAUGAAAUUUCCAGAUAUCAGAUGGAGCUCAAGGAGGAUUACAACAAGAGAACAGAGCUACUAACAGCGAGUGAGAAUCAAAACAAAGAGAACAUCAUUCGCAUUCAAAAUGAUACAGCCACUCUUAAGGCCCGAUUAGAAGAAUACAAUGAAGCCUGUUCAGAGCGGAAGCGACUGCAGUUGGAUGUGGAUGCAGCACAGCAGCAAACGUGUCUGCUCCGUCAGCAGAAUGAACUUUUGAGGGAACGUCUGGAAAGUAUGAACGACUUCCCUGCUUUAAAAGAGGACAAUGUACGGCUGCGCGGACAAGUCAUGCUUUUGAAGAAACAGCUGGAGGAAGCGCAAGAGGAGAAUCGGCGUCUUAACGCAGAAUUGCGUAAACCUUCCGACGAGCAGUUGGCCUUGCAGGCGGAGCUCCUCAAGCUUCAGAGCGCUUGCAAAUUGCAGGAAGAAGAGUUUGCCAAGCAGCAGAACGCAUUGCAAAAACAGCUCCAGUUUGAGGUGGAGCGAUGUAGUCAACUGAACGUGCAGCUGAAGGAGUGCGAGGAGAAACAGCAGUGGAUGAACACGCUUGUGGAGGACCUCAAGAUGCAGCUUCGACAAACACAACAAGCUCUUGAAAACGAAGUACUACUCAACCCCAAACCCUCACUUGUUGACCGUUCCGUUUUGGACUUUAGCAAUGACGGGCUGGUGUCCCACAACAUUUACCUGGACCGGGCGGCGCUGAGGCCCCUACCGGCCUAUGAACCCGUCGGUGAUAUUGGCCGGCUGGUGACGAGCGACUCUAGCUCUGAUUCUAAGAGCCUGGCGGAAUUUCAGGCUCGCAUGCGGGAGAUGGAGAAAGAGGCUGAUGUUUUGGCUGAAGAAUACAAAAAGCACCAGCAGAGGGCAGCGCGCGCCAACGUCUCACGUAGGCGUCCGACACCUUCCAGUCGGGGCGCCUCUCCUCUACUGACACUGACUUCUGACCUGCCUUACGCCGCCCACCUGUCAAAGAGUUUGACGCAAGCACUUUCACCUAACAAAGCCAGAACCCCCUCCCCGGUGUCCUUCCCAGCUGCUCGGCACAAAGUAACCUAUCAAGACCCGCUUCACAAGUCCUACGGCACCAGUAGUCUCUCAUCAGCUGAACUUCAGGGCCAGCAGUCAUUCACGCAUCUGUCCUUCCGCACCAAGAAGAAGCAUUGUAAAGAUUCAACAGAAGAAGUGGAUUUAUCACCGUGGUUGCAGUCACAUGACAGCCGCCUCUCCUUGGCCCCACGACGUGACGCGUCCAGCUCGGGUGAAUUGUCCCCAGAGCUGAGCCCCCCUCGCAGCCCCCAGCUCAAGAGCACCGCGCGAGAGUCGCGCAGAGCUCCAAGUCGACAACGCGUCUCCUCUAGCUCGCAUUCCUCGCCCCAGCCUGAGAGGAUAAACGUUGAGGAUCUUGCUGGCAUUUCACCAGAACCCGGCCACAUUCCAGAGCUUCUCCCGGACACUGCCGUCCCUCUCUCCUCCUCCGAGGCCCCCGGCGGCCCCUCCGUCCCCUGCCCACAGGACUCGCCGGGUCGAGCGGGUGAGUGACGAAAAUCCUCCGAAAUCUUGACGUCCUCGGCGGAUGAGGAGAAAGGGGAUGAAGGACAGCGAUGGGAAAAACAAAGAAAAGAAAAGCAAGAUUUGAGGCGGCGGGAGCAAGAGGAGGCUAGAGCGAGAGAACAAAAGGAAACGGAGAGAUUGGAGAAAGAAAGUCUUUUGCAACAGCAACAACAAUCGGAGGAGGAAGACAUAAAAGGAGAUGGAGACAAAAGGCAAGAAGCGGAAGUCCCUAAAGAAAACUCAUUGGAGAAGUAUAUGAAGAUGGUAUUGGAAGCCCGAGAGAAGAAACAAGAUAAGAGCGCUGGCAGUGAGAACCACAUGAGCCCAGAAGUCAAGAGUUUGUCUGAAGAGAAAGAUAAUAGCAUUGCGGCCUAUUCGCACAAGGAUGACAGUGCUGAUGAUAAUUUUUGGUAG